Messenger RNA from Peronospora matthiolae, 1059 nucleotides. The record is from the annotation of a GenBank genome assembly. Lineage: Eukaryota; Oomycota; Peronosporomycetes; Peronosporales; Peronosporaceae.
AUGACGUUCCUGAAACCAGAGACAACUUGUAGCGAGCUCGAGAGUCAGCAGCACGUUGACUUGUUACAGACGGAUAGGACAGGCCUAUCACCAAGCUGCCACCACAUCUUUUCUCCGUGGUUCCCAACACUUGUAGACUCACCUGCUGUUCCAGAAGCGGUGACAUGUCUUUUUAGCGAGCGACGCCUCGAGCCGUGCGAGUGGAUAGAGUUACUGGAGCAGACCGAGUGCUUGGAUUACGUAAGCCCGGAUGUUGACGCGUGCAUUGAGAUGCAAAGUCGGAUAGAAGGCGAUCAGGAGCUUGAGCUCACGGGCACGGAAUUUAUCACAAGUCCGGCGAUACCGAAGCUCCCGUCGCUCGUUAGCCUUUCCGUGGAGCGCAACACAAACUCAAUGCCGAUGGCACAGCCUCAAGGCACCCUGCCACGGCGCCCGGGCUUACGCGAAAAGUUUCCUCGUCAGCAGCUACCAACGGACUACACUGAUGCACACUACCCUCACAACUAUCUACUAACUGUUGACAGGCUGGUGGAAGACAAACAGGCAAUGAGAGUGGAAAGAUCAGCAGAGAGACGAAGCUCCGAAAGGCAGUCUGCCAGUCGAUCUCUCAGGUUCGAAGUACCUCAACAAAUCAAUUCUUCUCGGCCAAAGCGCGCUUCAUGGGGCGGGCAUUCUGCAAGAGCGAACGCUAGAGCGAUGUCUCGAAGGCAAUGCAAGUCGACUAGAAAGUCAAAAGACUGCAUGAUUCCAGGCUGUGUGAAAGGUGCUCGCUCGAGAGGACUGUGUAAGCGUCACGGCGGAGGCAAACGAUGCACUUUUUCAGGCUGCGCCCGCAGUGACCAAGGUGGUGGCUUCUGUAUCGCCCACGGCGGAGGUAAGCGAUGCGCCACUGAAGGAUGCAAGAACUCUGCUCAGUCGCGCGGACGCUGCAAGAGCCAUGGAGGUGGCAAGAGAUGCCGUGCUGAAGGAUGCGCCAAGAGCAGCCAAGGAGGAGGAUUCUGCCGUGGCCACGGAGCUGGCAGAGCCUCCAAAGUCAAGACGGCGAAUAUCUUAUUGUAG